Messenger RNA from Pteropus alecto (black flying fox), 12782 nucleotides. It is a transcript of the gene MICAL3, whose product is annotated as microtubule associated monooxygenase, calponin and LIM domain containing 3. Gene Ontology annotation, molecular function: protein binding; FAD binding. The record is from RefSeq and is a predicted model, not a curated record. The transcript has 36 exons. Bases 293 to 6628 code for a protein of 2111 amino acids. Lineage: Eukaryota; Metazoa; Chordata; Mammalia; Chiroptera; Pteropodidae.
CUCCCAUGUGCCCGCCCAGCCGGUGGCGGCGGCGCUGCUGCCUCAGCUGCCCGCUUCUGUUAUCCGCGCCGGACGCUCCGGCGGGCACGCUGAGGCUGCGGGGCUGCGGGGAGCGCGGGGCUGCGGGGAGCGCGGGGCUACGGGCCCGGAGUGGGGCUUUCUUUGGCCAGUCAGGAGACGCCGGCACCGAGGGACACAUCAGCAUGAGGCAAAGAUUAAUGUGACAGUGUCAGGUGGACCAACAGCCAUCCCACUGCCCCCUUUGUCAGGGAGGCACUGAGAGUGGGGAAGCAUGGAGGAGAGUAAGAAUGAGACAAUGAAUCGAGCGCAUGCCCUCUUUGACCGGUUUGUGCAGGCCACCACCUGCAAGGGAACCCUCAAGGCCUUCCAAGAGCUGUGCGACCACCUAGAACUGAAGCCUAAGGACUACCGCUCUUUUUAUCACAAGCUCAAGUCCAAGCUCAACUACUGGAAAGCCAAAGCCCUCUGGGCAAAGCUGGACAAACGAGGCAGCCACAAAGACUACAAAAAGGGAAAAGCAUGCACCAACACCAAGUGUCUCAUCAUUGGAGCUGGCCCCUGUGGUCUUCGGACAGCCAUCGACUUAUCCUUACUGGGAGCUAAGGUGGUCGUUAUUGAGAAACGAGAUGCCUUCUCCCGCAACAAUGUCUUGCAUCUCUGGCCAUUCACCAUACAUGAUCUACGAGGUCUGGGUGCCAAGAAGUUCUAUGGCAAGUUCUGUGCUGGAGCCAUUGACCAUAUUAGUAUCCGUCAGCUUCAAUUAAUACUUUUGAAAGUAGCCUUGAUCCUAGGCAUUGAAAUCCAUGUCAAUGUGGAAUUCCAAGGACUUGUACACCCUCCUGAGGACCAAGAAAAUGAACGGAUAGGUUGGCGGGCACUGGUGCACCCCAAAACACAUCCUGUAUCAGAAUAUGAAUUUGAAGUGAUCAUUGGAGGAGAUGGCCGUAGGAACACCUUAGAAGGAUUUCGUCGGAAAGAAUUUCGUGGCAAACUGGCCAUUGCCAUUACAGCAAAUUUUAUUAACCGAAAUACAACAGCAGAAGCCAAAGUGGAAGAGAUCAGUGGCGUGGCUUUUAUAUUCAACCAAAAAUUUUUCCAGGAGCUUAGAGAAGCCACAGGUAUUGAUUUGGAGAACAUCGUCUACUACAAAGAUGACACACACUAUUUUGUUAUGACAGCCAAAAAGCAGAGCCUGCUGGACAAAGGGGUGAUACUGCAUGACUACGCUGACACAGAGCUCUUGCUUUCCCGGGAGAAUGUGGAUCAAGAGGCUCUGCUGAACUAUGCCAGGGAGGCAGCAGACUUCUCCACCCAACAGCAACUGCCAUCUCUGGAUUUUGCCAUCAAUCAUUAUGGGCAACCUGACGUGGCCAUGUUUGACUUCACUUGUAUGUACGCCUCCGAGAAUGCCGCCUUGGUGCGAGAGCAGAAUGGACACCAGUUACUAGUGGCUCUUGUUGGGGACAGCCUCCUAGAGCCUUUUUGGCCAAUGGGAACAGGAAUUGCCCGGGGCUUUCUAGCUGCUAUGGACUCUGCCUGGAUGGUACGAAGUUGGUCUCUAGGAACAAGCCCCUUGGAAGUCCUGGCAGAGAGAGAAAGCAUUUAUAGAUUGCUGCCUCAGACCACCCCUGAGAAUGUGAGUAAAAACUUCAGUCAAUACAGCAUAGACCCUGUCACCAGAUAUCCCAAUAUUAACGUCAGCUUCCUCCGACCAAGCCAGGUGCGCCAUUUAUAUGAUACUGGAGAAACAAAAGAUAUUCAUUUGGAAAUGGAGAACCUGGUAAAUUCCCGAACUACCCCAAAGUUGACUCGCAAUGAGUCUGUAGCUCGUUCAAGCAAACUGCUGGGUUGGUGCCAAAGGCAAACAGAUGGCUACGCAGGGGUCAAUGUGACAGAUCUCACUAUGUCUUGGAAAAGUGGCCUGGCCCUGUGUGCGAUCAUCCAUAGAUACCGUCCUGAUCUGAUAGAUUUUGAUUCUUUGGAUGAGCAAAACGUGGAGAAGAAUAACCAACUGGCCUUUGAUAUUGCCGAGAAGGAACUGGGCAUUUCUCCCAUCAUGACAGGCAAAGAGAUGGCCUCGGUCGGGGAGCCUGACAAGCUGUCCAUGGUGAUGUACCUGACCCAGUUCUACGAGAUGUUCAAGGACUCACUCCCUUCCAGCGAUGCCUUGGACCUGAAUGCUGAGGAGAAAGUAGUCUUGAUAGCCAGCACGAAAUCCCCCAUCUCCUUCCUAAGCAAACUUGGGCAGACCAUCUCUCGGAAGCGUUCUCCCAAGGUGAAUAGAAGAGUGGGAAGGGCAUUUGAGGGCUUCUCUAACAGAGGCUGGUUUGGGGGUGUCAAUAUUCAUCAGGAGGAAGCGCCCCGGGUCUGCAGAGGAGGAAGGCCCACGCUGGUGAGCACUCUGACGGACAGGAGGAUGGAUGUGGCUCUUGGCAACCAGAACAAAGUGAAGUACAUGGCAACCCAGCUGCUGGCCAAAUUUGAAGAGAAUGCGCCUCCACAGUCCACUGGCCUGAGGAGACAGCCGACACAAGAGCGUGGGGUCAGCCAGCCGUCCUGCUGCCUACCUGAGCAGGAUUGCCCUGCUCCCACCCCUCAGUGGAAACAGGGCUCAAUAAAGAAGGAGUUUCCGCAGAACUUGGGAGGCAGCGACACGUGCUAUUUUUGCCAGAAGAGAGUCUACGUGAUGGAGAGGCUGAGUGCCGAGGGCAAGUUUUUCCAUCGGAGCUGCUUCAAAUGCGAGUACUGCGCCACCACCUUGCGCCUCUCAGCCUACGCCUAUGACAUUGAGGACGGUAAAUUCUACUGCAAACCACACUACUGUUACCGACUCUCUGGCUCCACACAGAGGAAGAGACCAGCAGUGACUCCUCUGUCUGGAAAGGAGGCCAGAGGACCCCUGCAGGAUGGCCCUACUGCAGAUGCAAAUGGACGGGCCAGCACCAUCACCAGCCCUGCUGAGAGAACUCCAGGUUCAAGUGUGAAUGGCCUGGAGGAGCCCAGCAUUGCCAAGAGACUGAGGGGCACUCCUGAGAGGAUUGAGCUGGAGAACUACCGUCUAUCUGUGAAGCAGGCAGAGGAGCUGCAGGAGGUACCUGAGGAAACGCAGGCCGAGCACAACCUGAGCAGCGUGCUGGACAAGGGCACGGAGGAGGACGUGGCCAGCAGCAGUUCUGAGUCCGAGAUGGAGGAGGAGGAGGAGGAGCCUCCGCUGCCCACCUCAGAUCUGGGUGGCGUUCCUUGGAAGGAGGCUGUAAGGAUCCAUGCUCUUCUAAAAGGAAAGAGUCAAGAGGAGCUGGAGGCCUCAAAGAGCUGCGAGCCUGGUAAUGACGAAGAGGAGGAGUAUGAGGAAGAGGAGGACGAGGAGGACUACGGCGAGGAGGAGGAAGAAGAGGAGGAGUCUAGUGAAGAAGGGGAGUAUUGCCCCUGGGACAAAGAACUCCUGCAAGGCCAGUGGCUCCAGCAUCUGUCAAAGAAAGAAGAUUCGGGUACAUGUAAAGUAGCCGGGAGCCAGAGGCUACAGCAGAUCAUAAACGCAGCCGAUCCCUUGGAGAUCCAGGCUGACGUGCACUGGACGCAUGUUCGUGAGAAAGAGGAGGAGGAGCGAAUGGUACCGACCUCUGAGUCCUCUACUUCUAGAGUGCCUGACCUUCCUUCCAUACGCCGUGCAGCAGUGCAGGCCUGGCUGGAGACGGUCUCCGGAGUCCCAUUUGAUGAGAAUGACCUGGAGGAAGAUGUGGACUCGGAGCCAGCAGAGAUAGAAGGGGAGGCAGCAGAGAAUGGGGACACUGGGGACACUGGUGCUGAGCUGGAUGAUGAUCAGCACUGGUCUGUCGAUGUCCCAUCAGAUGCCGAAGCGGAGCUACAGCUGAGGGUCUCAGAAAAUGAGGAAGAGCAACCCUCUGUCACAGCAUGGCGCCAAGAGAGAGAUCCCUCCCGAGUCUCCAGUCCCACCUGGUCCCCUGUAGAGCAGGCUGUUCUGUUCUCCCCAGUCCACAGCCCCAUGGCAGAGGGAGCACGAAUCCCUCAUACCUCUGUGGCUACCAAGGUGAAAUCCCCUGAGGAGCACCUUUUCCCUGAACAUUUGGUCCCCAGAACCGAAGCUCCCACUGAUCAGAAAGCCCUGCAUUCUCCCAUCCGGUCGCAGCCGGUGGCUCUGCCAGAAGCCAUGACACCUACCUCCCCCGUUACUUCACAGGGCCUGUCCCCGUUGGCCACCUCCACUGCCACGCCCACCCAGCUCCCCAUUUGCUCCCAGCCUCAGCCUUCCUCUGAGGCCACUGUCCCAUCCCCCACCAAGUCCCCCAUAUGCUUCCAGCCUGUUCCAGCCAAAGCAUCCACUCCCCUAUCCCCUCUCCCCUUGAAGAACCAAGGGGAUGCCAAGGAUGGUCUCGGCAGCCCGCUUGCAAUGGACGAGGCCCUGAAGCGGAACGACCUGGUGGCGGAGUUCUGGAUGAAGAGCGCCGAAAUCCGCCGCAGCCUCGGCCUCACACCCGUGGAUCGGAGCAAGGGGCCAGAGCCCAGCUUCCCGUCACCUGCCUUUAAGCCGGUGUCCCUAAAAUCCUAUUCAGUUGAGAAGUACCCCCAGGGUGAGGGGCUCCAUCUUCUAAAACCUCCACCUGCUCCUAAGAGACUGGGCCUGGCAAAGUUGAAUGGCGACCAGUCCUCCCUGCCGUCCCCUAAGUCCCCGUCUGACAGAGAGCUGAAAAGCUCCCACGAGGAGCAGAGAGACCUGUCCAGCAGCUCUGGGCUGGGCCUUCACGGGAGCUCCUCCAACAUGAAGACCUUGGGCAGCCAGAGCUUCAACACCUCAGACUCCACCAUGCUCACUCCACCCUCGAGCCCGCCCCCGCCCCCACCCCAGGACGAGGAGCCUGCAACUCUUCGAAGGAAGCUGUAUCAGACAUAUGAGCACAAGGAAACCAAGCCCAAGGCCUCUGUGACCCCACCCCCUCCACCUGCCACCUUUAUGCGGCCCCUCCGAGAACCUGCCAAGCCUCCCCGGGAGGAGGUGCGAAAGUCAUUUGUAGAGAGUGUAGACGAGAUCCCUUUUGCUGAUGAUGUGGAGGAUACAUAUGAUGACAAGACCGAAGACUCAAGUCUGCAAGAGAAGUUCUUCACACCCCCUUCCUGCUUGCUCCGCUCAGAAAAGCCUCUCCACCCACCCCUAGCCAAGGAAAGUGGUAGGUUGCCUACUCUGGAGAGUGGGAUCCAACCACAGAAGAGAGGGCUGCCUGUAGUCUCUCCCCAAGCCAAGGAGCUGGCUGAGGAGCGCAUGCGCGCCAGGGAGAAGUCCGUGAAGAGCCAGGCACUGAGAGAUGCCAUGGCCAAACAGCUGAGUCAGAUGAAGGAGAUGGAGAUGACAGCUGGGACCACCAGGCCCCCAGGAGGCACUUCCCACAAAGCCUCCUCAGUACCCUCCAAGGGCAAAGUCCUCAGUCUCGAGUCCCCUGAAUACCCAAUCCACAAAGGCCCAGAUGAGCCCACCCUGAGGCAUGAAGCCACUAGUGAGGAGAUCUUCCCUCCGUCGGACUCAGGGGGCCCAGACGGUUCAGUCACCUCAUCUGAGGGUUCCAGUGGAAAGAGCAAGAAGAGAUCAUCACUCUUCUCCCCCCGCAGAAACAAGAAGGAGAGGAAGUCCAAAGGUGAGGGCCGGCCCCCGGAGAAGCCCAGCCCAAACCUGGAGGAAGCAGCCUCCAAGCCCCGGUCCUUGUGGAAGUCGGUCUUCUCUGGGUAUAAGAAAGAUAAGAAGAAGAAGGGCGACAACAAGUCUUGCUCCAGCACCCCUUCCAGUGGUGCCACCGUGGACUCUGGCAAGCACAGGAUGUCUCCGAUGGUUAGAGCAGAGCUGCAGCUCCGGCGCCAGCUGAGUUUCUCCGAGGACUCUGACCUCUCCAGUGAUGACAUCCUUGAGAGGGCCUCCCAGAAGUCCAAGCGAGAGUCGAUUUAUGUACCACACGCCUUGGCAUUCAGGAGAUCAUAUGCAUCAAAGCCAAGAACUUACACGGAGGAAGAACUGAAUGCCAAGCUGACCCGGCGUGUGCAGAAGGCAGCUCGGAGACAGGCCAAGCAAGAGGAACUUAAGCGGCUGCACCGAGCCCAGAUUAUCCAGCGGCAGCUGGAGCAAGUAGAAGAGAAGCAGAGGCAACUGGAGGAGAGGGGGGUCGCUGUGGAGAAGGCGCUCCGUGGUGAAGCAGACUAUUGGGGAGAGUCUUAUUACAGUGACCUCAUCGACUUGCAUCUGGGUGGCAUGGGCAAGAAGGACGACCCCAAGCUGAUGCAGGAGUGGUUCAAGCUGGUGCAAGAGAAAAAUGCCAUGGUGCGCUACGAGUCGGAGCUGAUGAUUUUCGCCCGGGAGCUGGAACUGGAAGACCGGCAGAGCCGACUGCAGCAGGAACUCAGGGAGCGGAUGGCAGUGGAAGAUCACCUGAAGACCGAAGAGGAGCUAUCAGAGGAGAAGAAGAUCCUGAACGAGAUGCUGGAGGUGGUGGAGCAGAGAGACGCCCUCGUGGCCCUGCUCGAGGAGCAGCGGCUCCGGGAAAAAGAGGAGGACAAGGACUUGGAGGCUGUCAUGCUAUCAAAAGGCUUCAGCCUGAACUGGUCUUGAGUGCUUAUCCACGCUCUGGUUGGCUGGUCUGUGGUAUCUGCCUGACCCGGGUGGGCUCUCCCAGACUACCCGGAUUCAAGAUCUGAGAAGGGCCGCACCUCCUGGGAGUUCACACUCACGUGUCCACGUGCCUCUUGAAGAGCGGGUCAAGUUCUGUUGUGGGGAACACUCCCCUCACCCCGAAGAUGAUUAUCUGAGGUGGCUCUGCCUCCUCGAAGAGACCCAUCCUGACCUCCUGCUCCGGGGAGAGGUCAUGGAGUGUAGACCCAUAAUGUGGGGAAAAGAAAGGCCUGCACGUUCCCCACAGUGGUGACUGGCACUCCUUCUUGCACAGGAAUAUUUAGUAAGAGAAGGAAACUGCUCACCCCUGUCAGAACCAUAGCCAUCAGAGUGUACCCCACAGAGAGAAAGGGGCACCUGUCUUCAUGCUUCCUGAAGCACCACCAAAGAAAUGAAGGAGACAGCCCAGGAAAGCCACAUGUGUAUCGAGACCAGGAGAGCGACCACGGCCAAUCAGGGUGACACCUACCCCAGCAUCACAGGGAAGCCGAGGGGGGCCAGCUCCUGAGUUCGUUAUGCAAGUGAGUAAGGAGGAUCCAGGAGGGGUCUGCUCCCCGGCCCCACACCACACACUGCAUCCCAAGUGGCCAAAUGCCCCAGGUCUCUCUAUGACUAGCCUAAAGCCUGUGGAUUGCUGCAUUUUGCUUUUAAUUCACAACCAUUUUAACACUGGAAAAUACUGAUUUUGGGGAACGAGUGAGGCUCAGAAUUUGACAAACAGGCGUUGUCACUGUUCGGCACUUCACGUCAGGGCCAGAGUUAUCCUCCUUGGUGUUUUUCCUGCGUUUGCACAUUGAAAUGACGCUGACAACCUGGCAAGACACUCAGUGCUUUGGACCCUUUUUUGUCAAUUAACUUAUUUUUUUAAUACUUGAAAAGAAGCAACUUCAUUUUUAUAUCUUUACUAGAGACACUGAUCACCUGGCACCUGGUGUGGGAGUGAAAGAGGUGUCCCAUCCCAACCUGACUGAACAUUUGUUACAUCCAUCUAUUUAUUAGCCUUCUUCAUAGUGUUACUGACCCAGCUGGCAUCAGGGAGCAGCUGAGGCCCUCGUGGGGGCCCCUGCUCACAGCUCUUCUGUCCCCUCCUGUACUUUGUGUCCAACUUCUCCUCCUCCACCUGGCAUCCUGUCCUCACUCUGACACCAAACUUUAUGUCUACACCACCCACUUGUCAAGGAGACAUUUCAGCACUAUUUGAAGCCAGACCAGCAGGCACAGAUGCCACUCAUCUCCCUGUGGUGGGAGUACUGGCUCUGCAGAACCCAUUUUGUCCCUUAGUUUUGGUGCCAGGGUUUCACCUUCCACGAUACAUUUAUUAAAGAAAGUUGGGGUAUAGUCCUCUUCCAGACUGGCUGAGACAGUGCACGGUGGGACCCUGUAAUCCAUCUUGCUGAUGAGGAUUCCCUCAGCCCAUCCUGAGCUCCAACCAGAUAGAAGUGUAUGUGGUACAACAGGUAUUGGGGUUUAGGUUGGUCUCUCACAAACAUAAUAGCUUCAGCCCAAACCUCCCCAGUAUCCAGAUGUUCAUGGAGAGACAAGGGAGGAUAAGCAUCAUGUACCCAGCUCCUUGAGCCAAACUCUGCUCCUUUCUCAUGAUUCGGCCAGAGGCUGGCUGUACACAGCGCACAGAGCCACUGUCUGAGGAAACCUGGUCGGGCAGCACCUGACCAGCCACGGAGUGAGUGCACAGUCAGCCCAGGGAGGAGACCUGCCAGUGCCAGGCCACUCCGGGAGGGUUCUCAAGCCAGCUGCUGUGGAGAGGGGCCUGUGUAGCGAGAACAGAGGCCUGGCAACUCUCAAGGCCAUCUGAGGGCAAGAGAGAUCAGGUGUCCACGCUGACCUUGGAUCUUCCAUGGGGAACCACACCGUGCCUCAACUUGAACAUUCAUUCUCACUACAAAGGAGCAAAGAGCUAUUCUUCACUUUGUCUAAAAGCUACCAUCCCCCUCCUCUGAAAAUCGAGGAGGCAUGCUGCUAGCAGCCACCACAGUUCUGACUCCAUUUCAUGUUUACUGAUGAGGCAGGUAGGGUCUCUGUUUUUUCUCUUUUCUUAAAAGGGGGAGGAGAGGGUGUCAUAGAUUCCAUCUUUAAACUGCAGCCUUCCAAUAAAAUUGGACUUCAGACAGGACCUUCAUCGCCUUUGUGGCCCUUUCCCUCACCCUCCACCUCUCGAAGACCACUAUGCCUGGCCAACCCCUGGGAGGACUGCCUCCAUUCCUUGUAGCUCCUGCUAACCCCAGAACAAGGAAGCAGUUUAUGAAGUGGUUGGGAAGGGCUGCGGCCAUAGCAUAGCGAUCCUCUCUAAGUGGCCUAAUGUAGCAGGAGCAGCAGAUGUUACUGUCUGCCCCUUGCCGCCGGCCAGUACUGCAUCGCUCCAAAGCACACACUGCUGCCUUCCGUUACUAGAAAGAGGGCUGAAGACUUUGCAGAGAAGCUUUAAAAAUCCACGAGCCUGUAAAACGUUUCCCCGCUCUCCACAUCUAAGUGUUAAGAUUUCAGGUUCUGGUAGAGCACUCUUUUAAAAAGCUCCCAUUUUAUAACCACUAGUUCUCAGUUUAUUUACUACCCUGUGACAUGCUGCAUGAAAUGUUUUCCCACUCUGGAAAUGCAUGCAGCUCCAAGCAGGCUUUCUUCUUGUGAGUUAAGUUCCCUUGAAGGUAGAAGGAGGAGGAUGUAUAUUUAUCUGAAAUGCCAGAGGUCGGUGAGCCAAACACAAAGCCAACACAGUGGGCAACCAGGCUCAGCGCCACCUAGGGCAGUGGCAGGCACCCCAGCCCCUGAGUCUGAGUCAUCAGUGGGGGACUGGCCAGCAGCACUGUGGGGUCCUCACCCUGCCCACAUGGCAUCUUUGGGCCUUUGCCCCCAGGCCUUUGACCAGCAAUGAUAGAUUAUUCUUUACCUUUUCUAAAGAGAAGAAAUUUUUCAGUGGAGCAAGAAGUGGAGAGAAUUUAAAGAAAUAAAUUUCAAAGGUUAGGCAGCAACCAAGCUACAAAGAAGAAUGGGCCACUUUAUGCACAAUAAAAGUUUCAAAAGAAAUACAGACUGUAUUUCUUAAGCCAUUGUACUGGACUUGGCAGUGAGCCUGGAUACAUUUCCACAUUCUACCACCAGCCCUUUUCAAGUAGGUGAUGUCCAUGCUGUGUCUAGUGUGUGUAUGGUUGUGUACAAAGUUGUUUACAGAAGACGUUAUUUUUUUAAGUUUGUACUUUUUUUAGUUAUCCAUAUUAUCCUGGCUCAGCUAUCAACUGUUAUCGCUUGAGAAAAUGUAUGAAGUAACCCUGUGUGGUAAGAAGCUGCUCUUCAAAACCAAACCCCAGUACACCCCCUUGAAGAAAAGCAAGUUCUAGAGAUUCUCCAAGUUGUAAUGACCCUGCGUCCCGGCGACCUUCCUGGCAACUGCUGCCCCCAGGCCUGCCUGGGCUCUAGCCUUUGACACAGCUGACCUGGGAUCCUGCAGCCUCUAGGCCUGAUGGUUGAGAGAUAUUGAUGUCCCCAACUACAUUUGGUGCAUUGGGUCUUGGAGAGAGCUGACGUCACCCUUCUUCAGACUGGAAACAUCACCAGGAGACUGAAGGGAAUAAUCCUGGCUGACUCUUCUCUCUUUACUACAAGAAGCCUCCAGGGCUGUUUUUCCAAAUGGAGGCAGCCCAGCUCUGUCCCCCUCCCUUGGUCUGCUGCCCCAUCAGAAGCAUAGUGGACUUCAUCAUGACCCACAGAGCUAAUCCCAAAGGCGUGAUGCUUCCCUUUGUAGCAGUAAUGAGAGGGAGAAAACAGCAACAGAUGGAUAGAGGGGAGCCUUGUCCAGCCUCUUGCCAGCUAUUCCAGAAGGAAGAAAAGGGCCUAGCUGAUGCAAAUGUACGCAUCUUAGGGACAGUAGAGCCAGCUGGAGUGAAUAUACUGUGACUCUAGAUUCCUAAAAGGAAAGAUGGAUUGUGACACAUGCCUGCUGGGAAAGAAGAGGAGUUUGGAAGUCACCUGUGCUGGUCACCUUUUGUUCCUCAGAGGGGCUCACUUUGAUUAGAGCUGGAAACAGGCAGGACUUGGCUUCAGUGCACAACAACCCCAAGUGGCAGGAAUGAUGAUUGUUUUAUUAGGCAACCAGGAAGGAAGGCUGCUGGAGCCCCAGGGAAUACACAUCAGAAGCACAUGUUUCCUUUCUUUCCAAGAAGCCACCAUGUCUGAUGGCUUAGAAAUCCCUCCUGAACCCUGCCUGAAUCCUCAUGGUUCCUUCUUAGGAAUCAGUGAAAAAUGGUAAAGGGAGAGAAUGUGCCAUUUUAUGACACUUUAUGAGCUGGCAAGACAGUCCCACUUAAGGAGAGCUCUCCUCCUCCUCGUUACCUGCUGUGAAGAAUCUCCCCACUGCAAUACUCAGUGAGGAGGGUAAAAACCAUCCCCUUAUGUGGGCUAUGUCCCAUCAAAACACCAGCCCAGGGGACAAGAGCCGCCCCUUGCCACACCAAAUCAAGGAGCCUGUUAGACUAGGCACCCAGGGUCACAAGCCCUCCAGUGACGCUCCCAGACAGCCUGUUGCUGCUCAACACUCAGGUUGUAUUUUGUGACAGCCCCACUCCUUGUAUCCUGUGCCCUGAGGUCUUGCAGCUAGGGCCUAAACAGGGAAGCUGGAAUCCCAGAUUUUGUGAAUAGGCCACAUGUGCUGGCCGCCUCUGCCUGAGAAGCAACAUGUUACCAGGACAGAAAUGGAAGGGGAGACAGCAUCCUAUGCACACGUGUUUACACACACUCCUUUUCACCUCCAACAUGUCUUUUCUGAACCAGAGUGGACAUCUAGUUCUAAAGUAGGCUGGAUUUCAGCCUUUAGCCCCAGGUAGGACCAGCUGUGAUGGGGUGGCCCAGGCCUCAGCUAGGCAGGACUCGAGCUGAGGAUCUUCCUGCAAUGGCACCCAGCCUGGGGCCUGGAAGGCUGGAGCUCUUUCGAAAGGUCUUCAAAGUGGGCAGGCAGAGCAUCCCCUAGGCCCGGGAGAAGGGUCUUUUGUAGUGCCCAGUGUGAGAGUAGGGCUGCCUCACGCAGCUCUUAUGAUACGAGGACAAGGUUGCUGCUGUCUGACCACACAUGAAAGGGCAGCAGGGGUGUGAGUGUGCUGAGAUCAAGGUCAGCAUUCAAACGUGAACUUGUCCAUGCCUCUUUCCGACUUCAGACAUAGCCUUAGGCACAUCACUUUACUGGUCAGGACCGCCCGCUGUCUCACCUGGGGCUGGUAAUCAACCAGGAUCGUGGGAAGGCAGUGCAUCGAAGGGUUUGAGAUUCUUAAAUCAGGGCCUGUGUACACAUACAGACAUCUUUCAUAAUAACUAACAUUCACCUUAAAGAAGGGUAAGAACCCAAGACGGGCUGAAGGAAGUUUCUCACAGUACCUCCAGGGGCUGGUUUCCAACUGCCCAAGGUCAUCUCGGGUGUAUCUGGUAUGCCAACAGAGUUGGGCGUUUAUUUUUAAUUAUUUUAAAUGCUAGGCUGAAUCCUCUCAGGAACAUAACUUACUAGAUACAGAUCGCUAUAGAUGAGCAGUGUUCCCAGAACAUUCAGAUAGGCUGCCGCUGGGUGUGUACCUGAGGCUAGACAGUGCUGGGCUCUGUACUCAGUGCCUUAACUGGGAACAAACCAGCACUAAGCUCAAGGGGGCAGCCCAGAGCCACCAGGCACCUCCACCUUGAAGCAGCUCCACCAGACCUCUCCCAGCAGUGUCCCCAGGGGACAGAGCAUGGGUCCCUGGUCCUCCAGAAUCAUUGUCAAGGAUGUGGGGUUCAUCCAAGUGAAAGUUAGGGUGUGUUCAUUUUAGGAUGCUGAGCAAGAGCCAGAAGAACCAGAGUUCACUCGCACAUACCACAGGCCCUAUCACAGCAAGUGAUGAGAAAAGUGAGCAUUUCUUGGGAGAGAAACCCUGAUAAAUAUCUAAGGUUUGGCACUCUGGCCUUCAGGUUGUUGCGCUAAGAGUGUGAUAGCCAAGUCUUUACUGUGGGUGAAAAGAAAAGACAAGAAGCACCUGACAGCCAAUAGCUCCCUUUCCCCAGCUGCAUUUUCUUUAACUAUUUUUAUAAUGUUUUUAAAGAAUUAAAUACCGUUUUAAAAGUGUAA